GUUUUUCAAGUCUAUCUCGAUUUUGGGUGGGACAUCGACGAACCCCUUCACAGCACCAAGCCCCCAACUCUUGAAUAUUUUGUUCCGGAUGAAGAUCUUACAAGAUGGUUCCUUGAUCAUGAGGCUGAUCCCAACGCCGGCUCUGGAGGGAACUCCACCUUAAUAUCGAUGGCAGCGCUGGAUGCCCCAGCUUCCACCAUUCGGUUUCUAGUUGAACAUGGUGGCACACUUAGUAGAGGCUACCCUUUGCAUUUUGCUAUGUUCCGCGAGACUCCCGAUCUGUUGGAAGUCAUUGAGUUGUUGGUUGAACUGGGUGCCCCGAUCGACGAAAUCAUGAACGAAGGUGCUCCUGACAACUGGUUUGAGGGCCGGGAUCGCCACGCCGAGACACCCUUGCAUUUUGCGGUGCACCUGGAAAAGGAGGACAUCGUCACGUACUUUCUCAAAAAGGGGGCGGACUAUAACAUUCGAAACUCGUCGGGAGAGACGGCGGUCGACAUUGCCAAAGGCGCCGUGCUAGAGGAAAUCAUCAAG
Eremomyces bilateralis CBS 781.70 is the source of this 534-nucleotide messenger RNA. Its product is annotated as ankyrin. NCBI's taxonomy places the organism in Eukaryota, Fungi, Ascomycota, Dothideomycetes, Eremomycetales, Eremomycetaceae. Gene Ontology annotation, molecular function: protein binding. The transcript has 2 exons. The record is from RefSeq and is a predicted model, not a curated record. The annotation marks the transcript as partial. Gene Ontology annotation, cellular component: nucleus; cytoplasm.